Paramecium primaurelia is the source of this 778-nucleotide messenger RNA. NCBI's taxonomy places the organism in Eukaryota, Ciliophora, Oligohymenophorea, Peniculida, Parameciidae. The record is from the annotation of a GenBank genome assembly.
AUGUCUCAACCGUUAAGAGUAGAUGACUUUGUAGAUGAACUUAAAAAAUAUGACAGAAAAGAGGAUUUUAUGGCAGUAAUGAAAUAGUAUGAACAAAGGUAUUCAAAAAUAACAAUCUAGAUAUUAUGAUUAAUUUGAAUAAUUUGCGAAUAACAAUUUCCCUCCUGAAUUAUAGAGAUAACAGAUACCUAAACAAGAAUUUUUAUUCAAACAAUAACCAUAGUACUAAAAACCACCUGUUGUUCGUUCAAACUCAGCAAAUAAAUUGGAUUAUUAAGAUCAAUACCAAAUAUUUCCUUAAUAAUCAAUUUAACAUCCACAAAUACCUUAAAUACCUCAAAGACCACCAUCAAGAGGGGAAAUUUAAGAUCCUUUUAAGAGACCGUAAGAUUAAUUUGACUACAGAUUGAGUCCUGUUGCUUAAUAGGAUCCCUUUAGAGGUUUAAAUAAAUAAUAGUAUAAUACUUAACAAAGAAAUCCUGUCUAGAUUCCAACUCAACAAGUUCCAUUUUCUCCUUUUCAAGUUGCUUAAGGAUAACCCUUAGUAAAUAAUGCUUAAUAAAUCGGUUUACCUUUUAGUAACUAGGUUGGAGUUCCUAUUCAUAAUCCACAGUAUCAGAAUUAUGGAGUUUAAUAAUAAUAAUUAUAUGAAUAACAAUAAUACUAAUAACAAACUGUAUCAUAUCCAAAAACAGGUCCAAAUCAAUAGUAGUAAAUGGAUGCCUUUCUUAAUGAGAUAAAAUCUUAAAGGAUCUAGAAGCUAUAAUAAUAUAAAUGA